CUGCACUUUAUCCCCGGUCACUGGAGAGAUUGUUUGGAAAGAGGAAGGGGAGAGGCGAUCUCCACCGUUGAUCCUCUCAUCCAACGGCUCUCACACUCCUCUCCAGCACUAUUUAAGAUGGCUCAUCUCCAAACCCUCUUCUCCUCUUCCGCUGCCGAGAUCCAUGGCGGCGCGCCGGAGCUCGCCGAUAAGAUCAAGCCAUUCCGCCGCUUUGUGCUCUCUGUUUCUUCGCCGAUCCUCUUUAUCGUCCUCAUUGUGCUCCUCAUGCCGCUGGCGCAGUCGUCGGCGGUCUUCGGCCGAGGCGGUGGUGGGAGCCCGGUGUUGGUCGGCGGGAGGAAGGUGCUGCUGCCGGGGGGUAGUGUGGUUGGUCAGGGAUCGAAUAGCUAUGCGGUAGUGUUUGAUGCUGGGAGCUCAGGUAGUAGGGUUCAUGUCUUUCACUUCGAUGAGGAGUUCAAUUUGCUGAAAAUUGGGGAUGAUGUCGAGGUCUUCGAGCAGGUAAAACCUGGCUUGAGUUCCUAUGCUAAUGAUCCACAAGAGGCUGCAAAUUCACUCCUCUCUCUUUUGGAGAAAGCUGAGAGUGUGGUUCCUGUGGAAUUGCAACCUUCUACACCUGUCAGAGUUGGAGCAACAGCAGGUCUAAGAAACCUUGGAAUUGAAACAUCUGAUCAGAUUUUGCAAGCAGUUAGAGAUCUUCUGCAAAAUAGGAGCUCGUUUUUGUUCAAGUCUGAAUGGGUAGCAAUAUUGGAUGGGUAUCAAGAAGGGUCAUAUCUGUGGGUUGCUAUAAAUUUCCUGUUGGAGAAUUUGGGGAAGGAAUUAUCAGGAACUGUUGGAGUGGUUGAUCUUGGAGGUGGUUCUGCCCAAAUGGCGUAUGCUAUCUCAAACUCUGAGGCUGAAAAUGCUCCAAAUGUUCCAGGAGAAGAUCCAUAUGUGAAACCACUAAUUCUUAAGGGAAACACAUAUCAUGUUUAUGCCCAUAGUUACUUGAAUUAUGGUUUAUUGGCUGCUCGGGCAGAGAUUCUAAAUGCUGGUGGUGACUCUUAUAACUAUUGCAUUUUGGAUGGCUAUGAAGGAUCAUACACAUACAAUGGCAAGACCUACCCAUCCUCAGCUUCAUCAUCAGGCCCUAGCUAUGAUGAAUGCAGAAGCAAUGUGAUCACAGUACUGAAAGUCGAUGAGCAAUGCGCAUAUAAGAACUGUUCAUUUAAUGGUGUAUGGAGUGGAGGUGGUGGGGAUGGCCAGAAAAAUCUAUAUGUGGCAUCCUUCUUCUAUGAUAGAGCUGUUGAGGCUGGUUUUGUGGAUUCAGAACAGCAUACUGCCAAAGUGAGUCCUUUGGACUUUAAGACAGCAGCAAUGCAAGCAUGCAAUCUAAGUGUUGAUGAAGCCAAGGUUAAGUAUCCUGAUUUGGAAGAGACUGACAUCCCUUAUAUAUGCAUGGACCUGGUUUAUGAGUACAUUUUGCUUGUGGAUGGUUUUGGUCUGGAAGCAUCACAAGAGAUCACACUGGUAAAGCAGUUGAAUUAUGGUGAUUCCUUAGUUGAGGCAGCUUGGCCACUUGGUACUGCCAUUGAGCUAAUAACAUCUGCCUCCAAGGUUAGUAUCACUGAGGAUUCAAAGCAGUUGCUUUGAGAUUGAGCCUCAUUGUGUUCAACUUCCACUCUGAAUCUUAAUUGCCAAAACAAUACACUUCUGCUGCUAACCCAUACUUAUUGAUUGUAAUGGAGAAGCAUGCCUAUAAUAAAUUUGGCGAAGUUUUUAAGAUUUCCUUUCU
Dioscorea cayenensis subsp. rotundata (Guinea yam) is the source of this 1768-nucleotide messenger RNA. Its product is annotated as probable apyrase 2. Gene Ontology annotation, cellular component: membrane. Gene Ontology annotation, biological process: nucleoside diphosphate catabolic process. NCBI's taxonomy places the organism in Eukaryota, Viridiplantae, Streptophyta, Magnoliopsida, Dioscoreales, Dioscoreaceae. Gene Ontology annotation, molecular function: nucleoside diphosphate phosphatase activity. The record is from RefSeq and is a predicted model, not a curated record.